Messenger RNA from Cottoperca gobio, 5458 nucleotides. It is a transcript of the gene ubap2a, whose product is annotated as ubiquitin associated protein 2a. The record is from RefSeq and is a predicted model, not a curated record. NCBI's taxonomy places the organism in Eukaryota, Metazoa, Chordata, Actinopteri, Perciformes, Bovichtidae. The coding region runs from base 1074 to 4694 and encodes 1206 amino acids. The transcript is spliced from 24 exons. Gene Ontology annotation, molecular function: protein binding. Gene Ontology annotation, cellular component: cytoplasm; nucleus.
AGUUAUUUUCAACAAUAUGAAUUUGCAAUUUCAGAUACUGUGAAGAGAUUUAUUUUUGCUUAGAAGGCAGAAUAUGCAGCAGCCCUGCACAAUAAGUCUUUUUACUGAGGUGUGUGAUUUUAAAUUUAGAAAAUUGAUGAUGAGCACAGGAUAAAAACAAUAGCAAGUGUGACAUAUGAGAAGAAUCAUUCAUGCUCUACAUUUGAAAUUGUACUUGUGUUGCCACACAUUUCAUCUGGAAGUGUAGUCAGAGCAACAAGUCUUUCAGCCCAAACAUGCAAAUGUACAGGCAUAUUAACAUUUAGCUAUUUAUCAUGACCAAGAAGUUUUACUCUGAACCACAAAUGCAUUUUCAAACACAAAUGGCUCACUUUCUUUUUUUCCAGAUUUUAAAACAUGCAGGUUGUUGUGAAAUCACUUUGAUCUGUUGGUGUCAUUUAUCACAGUUGAGAUGAGAUGCAGUGAGCUGAAAGACAUAAACUCAACUCAAAGAUUCAGAGUUUUUUUUAAACAAACAAACGCUAUAAUUAACAAAUGAAUCUACAAAAGUAAAUGGAUGAGAAUAAAAAGGAUUACUUUGUCCACUGCUGUGUAGUUACCCGCGUAUCAUCUGCACACAAUCGCUGUAGUCUCGCUUUUAAAACGCAUGUAAAGCGAAAUACAAGCCAUUGCACGGCUGGCGAAGACGUAUUGAUUUAAAAUAGAAUCAUAUCUGUUCUGUCAGUGAAAAAGUAAAGCAUUCUGUCACGUCACCACUAGAUUUCAAGUUAUGUAACAUGUUCAGAAGAUGAACCAAUGUUGUGAAGAACAUAAGGUUGUUCUGUAUAUGCUGGUGACUGUUGAGCAGGGACGUUUAGCACAAAGGCACUCCACUGUACACCAUUUUCAAAGGGGCUACAAAAUGUCUGGCAAAUACUUAAAUGUUGUUCUGCCUGUGUGUUUCGAGUCCAAGUGAGUGUCCCGACAUUUCUGAAGAAUACCAGCCGGCACAGAUGGCGAGUUGAGGCUGCAGGGCAGGGCAUCCUGCCAGACAGCCACCCUGGUUGUUGUUUUGGUUUUGUGGAAAUCCAAAAAUGGCAAAUAGCUGUUUUUUCUCCUUUUUACGUGGAACUUUCUCUACUGUUAUGACCUCAUGGGAGACGGUGGGGAAGAAGAAGCCCCUGGUGAAGGAGGGUCCUUCAGACAGCAAGGAGAACAAGGAAAACAGGGAGAAGAAAGGAGAGAGGGAGGCGAGCAAGGGCCGUGCUGCUGCAAACCGCAGGGGCAGGGGGGCCAUUCGGAGCCGACAGGGUACAGCACGUCCAGAGGAGAAUGGCGUGGAGGUGAUGCCAGUGGACAGAGGUGCAGAUCGAGGUCGGAGGGCCAGAGGGGGUGGCCGAGGAUCUGGAGGUCGAGGCAGAGGUAGAGGGCCACCAGGGAGCCGAUUCUCAGCCCAGGGCAUGGGUUUAUUUCGGUGUAACUCUCCUUGGCUCCUCCCCAGGACCUUCAAUCCAGCGGACUAUACCUCAGAGUCUGGGUCAGGGGCUGCACAAAAUGAGGUGUGGGACACGGCGGGCAACACUAGCACAGAUGGGACAGUUACCUGGAGGCAUACCUUGGAAGACUGGGCAUCUGAGGACUGGAGUGAGGAUGUUGGGCUCUCGGAGACUAAAGUGUUCACCUCCUCGUGUGCACCUGCUGCGGAGAAUCACAUCACACCUGGGCAAAGUCUGGACCUCGCCUCUCUGCUGCAGAAGCCUGCGGUUGGAGGAAGAGAACCACCUUCGUCCUCUUCCUCUCAGAGUCUGGUCUUUACCAACUCGCACCACCACCACCAACCACUGCAGCAGCAACAGCAGCCGCCCCCGAGCCGCAACGCCACCAGCAGCACAAGCUAUGCUCAUGCUGCUUUGUCGUCAGUUUUGGGAGCUGGUUUUGGGGACUUGGGCCAGGCCAAAAGGACUCAGCCCAGCGCUGGAGCUCAGAUAUUGGAACAACUGAAGGGUCCUGGCUUGGGUCCGCUACCCUCAUCUCAGGCCGCGCCUCCUGCCAGCACCCAAGGAAGCAACACCUCCAUUGGCCGACUGCCAGGCCUGGGAUCACCUGUACCGCCACCCUCCUCAUCUAGCUGGGACAUAAAGGCUUCAGAAUCCAACUCCACCUCACUGACCUCGCAGUUCAGCCGUGAGUUUGGCCUGCAGCCAGAGCCUUCUCUUGUGCUGAGCCAGCUGGUCCAGAGGCACACUGGCCCCUCCUUGCCUCUGGCACGGCAACCCAGUCCUCCAUCGCAACAACAGGUGCCCUCUGCUUCAGCCUCGCCCUCUCUCCACCACACCAGCACGCCGGCACAAGCAGGCUCGAUGAUGGCUGCAGCUGGUGCUAAACCUCCUGCCCCCGGCGCAGGGCUGGACCCUCAGGGUGGCAGCACUCCACAGCAGCAACGGGCGCAGCUCAAAGGCCAGAAACGAAGGAUACCUCCCACGUCAAAGAUCCCCGCCACAGCGGUGGAGAUGCCAGGCUCGGCUGACGUCCCCGGGCUAAACCUCCAGUUCGGAGCUCUAGACUUUGGCUCGGAGUCGGCAAUGCCGGAGUUUGGAGGUGUCGACAAUUGUAUCAGUGCGGCAUCCAGGGAGUCCACACCGGCCCCCGCCCCAGCACUGUCUGCACCGGGACCAGGGACACAGAGCCAGACAAGCUUGUACUCCAAACCGCUCAGUGAGUCGCUGGGCAGCCCUCUCUCCGUCGCCCCGCUUCUGCCCCUCUCCUCAGCAGAGCCAGUAUAUCACUCCUCGGUGCCGAUGCCCAGCCUCACUUCCUCCUCAUUAGGGACUGCCAGCUCCUCCCACCCCGCUUCCUGUUCUUCAAUAUCCUCCACCACUUCCUCCUCCAUACCCUCCUCCUCUCACUACUCCACAGUGGGGGGAAGUUACGAUGGGACCAUGCCCCCUCACUCACGACUGGCCUUUUCCCAGAACAAAGAGGCCACAGGGCCAGUAAUGAACGGUCUGAAUAGUGUAAGGACCUCUGCUGCUCUAGACACUUCAUCAGCAUCCUCCACUCCGAAGCCAGAGUCGCCGUCUCUGAACAUCAGCAGCAACGGAGCCUCGGCACCUUCCUCCCACUUACCCUCUACCAUGCCUGCACACAGCUCCACCACGCUCUCCAACCUGGCACAGGACCUGCCCUCAGCCAGCCAACUCAACUCACUUAACAGCCAUGUCAGCAGUCAUUCCUCAGUUUCAGCUCUGGGCUCCAGCGCUCUCACUUACACCUGUGUUGACAACAGCGGCGUGAGCUCUCUGGCUCCUUCCACUGGCUCCUACACGUCAUCGCAGCCCUCGGCACUCCACUCGACCCACAACAGCAGCAACAGUAGCAGCGGCAUCAGCCACCUGGUCAACAUGCCCAACAUGCCCAACAUGGGCAACAUGGGCAACAUGCUCAACAUGGGCAACAUGAGCAGCACAGUCGGUGGCCUCAUCAGCGCCAGUGGACUUCACUCUGCUGCCAGCACGGCGCUGGGACUUGGCUCCAAUGGAGCUACUGCCACGUCCAACAUCACUGCACCGAGGAACACACCCCUGCUCGCCUCCUCCACUGGUAAAGCUCCUCCUAACUUGUCCCAGGGAGUUCCUCCUCUACUGCCCAACCAGUAUAUCAUGGGCCCCGGGGGGCUGCUGCCAGCAUACCCACAGAUCUAUGGUUACGAAGACCUCCAUAUGCUCCAGUCCAGACUGCCAAUGCCCUCUUUGCAGGAUUACUAUGGAAUCACAUUCCCUGGCCCCGCAGCGACUCUCUCUGGUAGAGACGGGAGCCUAGCCAACAACCCCUACUCAGGUGAAGUCACAAAGUUUGGCAGGAAUGACUCCACCUCCCCAGCGCCCCCCGCAAGCCUGUCGGCCCCACAGCCUACCCAGGGCCAGAGCCAAGGACAGAACCAGGCCCAGCCUCAGCCUCCUCAGGCCCAGCCUCAGCCCCAGGGCCAGCCGCAACACCAUAGCAGUCAGCAGGCCUUUCUGCCUCCAGGCUACAGCUACACAGGCCUGCCUUACUACACCGGGGUGCCCGGCGCCGUACCCAGUGCUGCUGCUUUCCAGUACGGCCACACCAUGUUUGUUCCUCCCGGGGGCCCGGGACCAGCCUCAGCCAAGCAGCACAGUAUGGGCCUUGGUCUGGGAAACCCCUCAGCUAGCCCCUUCCAGCAGCAGACACAGCAGCAGCCCAGCGCUUACGGCCAGCACGCCUUCAGCUCAGGGUAUGAGGAGCUGACAGCGGGGCCAGCAGGAGUGGACUACAGUAAAGGAUACAAUUCCUCCUCACAGGCACAAGCCAAAUCUGCUGCUUCUGGGCCCGGGAAAGGCGUCUCAGUGACCUCCAGUAACUCUGGUGUGCCAGACAUCAGUGGAAGUGUUUACAAUAAGACCCAGUCUUUUGAUAAGCAGGGUUUCCAUACGGGGACCCCUCCUCCCUUCAGUCUGCCAUCAGCACUGGGGGGUCCAGGGCCUCUGAACCCUGGAGCAGCUCCUGGAGGCUAUGCACCGGCUCCAUUCCUCCACAUCCUGCCUCACCAGCAACAACACUCACAGCUGCUGCACCAUCAUCUAGCUCAGGAUGGACAGGGCGGUCCGAGCCAGCGUGGCCAAUCCAGCAGCCUGCAGCAGAAGAGCCAAGUCAACAAGUCGAGCUACGGCAGCUCCCCCUACUGGGCCAACUGAGAUGGAUACAUCUACUGUGUGUGUGUGUGUGUGUGUGUGUGUGUAUGUAUGUAUGUGUGUGUGUGUGUGUGUGUGUGUGUGUGUGUGUGUGUGUGUGUGUGUGUGUGUGUGUGUGUGUGCACGGACACACACACACAGCACCACAUCUGCAUAUCUGACCGUUGAGAUAAUAGAGGGACAAACCAUUUUACAACACAAGCUAAAACACACACUACCACCCCCCCUCCCAUCCCCUUUGCUCUGUAUAUCCCCUUUUCAAAUGUAUGGCUGUUGUAUGUAAAAUAUAUUUAUGUAUGUAUUUAUACAGUAUAUAUGUAUUGGUAGGACAUAAAAUGUGGUUUUCUGCAUUUUGUUUUUAUUUUGAAGGACAUUUUAUUUCAAAAAAGAUGAGAAUGCUAAAUCAUGGAGAUGAAGUUGGUGAAUAUACUUGAACACAAGCAUCUUGUGAUGUGGAUUUUUUUUAUGCAUACAUGAUCUGAGAAUGAUGUACAUAGAUUCUACACAUCGUUUUCACGGCAAAGGCCUUUUUUUAUUUUAGAAGAACUACGUUUUUGUAACUUUGGUCUCCCGCAUCUGUGAAUCCUUAUAUUGAGGGUGACUUGAGUUGAUAGCUUGACUUUUCUUUCUGCCCUGUUUCCCUCCCAUUUGUCUCUCAUUCCUCAACUCUUACUAGUUGGCUGGUUUUCACCGGCCAGGCCUUGGAUUUGAUGUCAUUUUAACAUUGGUUUAAUCCUUGUUGUCCAAAUUAAAAGUUCUGAACAGUU